Molecule: messenger RNA, 3510 nt
Organism: Cornus florida
Lineage: Eukaryota; Viridiplantae; Streptophyta; Magnoliopsida; Cornales; Cornaceae
Product: lysM domain receptor-like kinase 4
Exons: 2
Coding region: 1057-2970 (637 amino acids)
Biological process (GO): protein phosphorylation
Molecular function (GO): protein kinase activity; ATP binding
Source: RefSeq, a predicted model, not a curated record
GAGACGGAACUACUCUUUGAUAUUGUCUCUUAAGGUCUUGUGCUUUUCUUUAUCCAUAGCGGAUACCAUUCACUUUCAAGAAAGCUUUAAAAGUUGGGGAUUGAUCAAGAAAUAGGGUAAAUAAAUUGAUAUAUAAAGAAAAAGAAAGCGGGAUUAAUUUUGAACAUUCUGAUUACAGAAAGAGUUGGCCAUAGUUCCGUUACAAACGGUCUUGGUCUUCUUGAACUUCCUCUAAAGUAUGCUUGAAUUGUUGGUCAGUCCAAGAACAUGCUUCUACUGAGCAAGUUCGUAAUGUGUUUCGGCUGCAGGGCGACCAGGUUCCACCGGUGGUUAUUUUUGCUCCUCUGAUUUCACGCAGGAGGCUCUGGAGAGAGAGAAACUGACUCUUAUUUUAGAAUAAUAACUUGCAAUUUCAGAUGUGAGAGGAUUGAGUGACUUAGUGAGAACAAUGCCAUUGCAGGACAGAGGAACAUUCUUGUUGUGGCUUUUUACUUUUCCUGUUACUGGUUUGAACCAAUCUAAAUUCCAAGUUUUGACAUGUUCAAUCUUCCUUGAGUAAGUUUUGAAAUGUUUCUGAUAAUUGAUUAUAGGAACUCUCUCAGCACUUUUAUGCCAAAUUCAACAGUGUCAAGCGGCAGCUAUUUUGACCGUCCUUACCAACUUUUCAUGCCGUGUUCAAGACCAAAUUACACAACAUCAUUUCAAAAUUUUCGACAAAUUUAAUAGCUUUCUAAUUUUCAAUUUUGUUCUCUCUCUUAAAAUCUAAAAUUUGCCUCCACAACUGCUUUGCCAUGUUUGAAGGCACCAACCAAACAUAAAGUUGACUUUCUUUUGCCGAGUUCAGCUGGUCGGCAAAAAAGAUAAGCUUGUACAUCUCCAACCAAGUAUUCCCUCCAUACCAACUUGUUCCAGGAAAUUGCAUUCUACACGUUUUUAGACUUUUCCUAACAGAGCACUUGAGCUCCAACUUCCAAAUACAUCCCCCCACCACCAAUCUUUUUCUUUUAAAUAUGGAGGAAAAAAACACCACUUUGAGGCUCAUUCCAUUGAACAAAAAUGGAUUUUUUACCCUUUUUGUCUCUCUUUCUGAUCUCUUGCUCUUCUUUGAUCCAUGCUCAGCAGCAAUAUGCUAAGAAGACAACUACAGAUUGUGGCACAGCAGAUAAUUCAACCUCAGUUCUCGGGUACUCCUGCAACGGCCUAAACCGGACUUGCCAAUCUUACCUCACCUUCAGAUCUCUACCCGGAUAUAACACAGUCUCUUCCAUCUCUCAUCUAUUGGGUGCUGACCCAUCACAGCUCUCUAAGCUUAAUUCAGUUCCUGACAACACCACUUUUGAACUUGAUCAACUGGUGCUUGUUCCUGUGACCUGCUCUUGUUCAGGUGACUACUAUCAAUCAAAUGCAUCCUAUGUUGUUGCUAAUGGAGACGGUGCUUUCGUGAUUGCCAACAACACCUUCCAGGCCCUCUCUACCUGUCAAGCUCUCCUGGCUCAAAACGGACUUAAUGUAUCUAGCAUUUUAGAUGCUGGUUCAACAAUUACUGUUCCUCUUAGAUGUGCUUGUCCCACGAAGAACCAGAUUGAUAUGGGUGUAAGUUAUCUAUUGAGUUAUCUAGUUGCUCAAGGGGAGUUUGUCUCUGCCAUAAGUGCAAUGUUUGGGGUGGACACUGGGAGGACUCUAGAAGCCAAUGGUCUAUCUGAACAGGACUCUACCAUUUAUUUCUUUACUACACUUCUAGUUCCUCUCCAAAAUCCACCUUCUCAGACCAUAGCGCCGCCACCACCACUGGCAUCGUCUCCACCACCACCACCAUCUACCCCUUCAUCGAAUAACAAUUCGAGUAAAACCUGGGUAUAUGUUGUUGUUGGAGUUCUUGGAGGGGCUGCGGCUAUUUUGGCCACUGGGGGCAUUGUUUUCUUCAUGUUCUUCCGUAAAAAUAAGAGAAAAACUGAUCCAAUUAUCAUAUCAGCGCGUGAGAAACCAAAUGGAAAGAAGUUGGAGGAAGAAUCCAAGUAUUUCUUGGAUAGCAUAUCUAGCAUAGCUCAAUCCCUUAAAGUGUAUACUUUUGAAGAGCUUCAAUCUGCAACAGACAAUUUCAGUCCCAGUUGUUGGAUUAAGGGAUCCGUUUAUCGUGGUACAAUCAAUGGGGAUUUUGCCGCCAUUAAGAAGAUGGAUGGAGAUGUGUCAAAGGAAAUAAGUUUAUUAAACAAGAUCAACCAUUUUAAUCUUAUCCGCCUCUCGGGUGUGUGUUUCCAUGAUGGGAAUUGGUAUCUUGUUUAUGAAUAUGCAGUGAAUGGACCUUUGAGUGACUGGAUAUAUCACAACAAUGGUGAUCAAAGGUUUUUGAAUUGGACACAAAGAAUACAGAUUGCACUGGAUGUGGCCACGGGGCUUAACUAUCUGCAUAGCUACACCUCCCCUCCCUGUGUCCACAAGGAUGUACAGAGCAGCAAUGUUCUUCUUGACAGUGAUUUGAGGGCUAGGAUCGCUAACUUCGGUCUAGCAAGGUCAACAGAUGUGGAGGGUCUUGCCUUGACAAGGCACAUUGUUGGGACAAAAGGUUACAUGGCUCCGGAGUAUUUGGAGAAUGGUUUCAUCUCCCCAAAGCUUGAUGUUUAUGCAUUUGGGGUUCUUAUUCUGGAAAUACUUACCGGGAAAGAAGUUGCUGUUUUGUAUGAAGGGGGGGUAAACGAGCACUUAUCAGAGAUCUUAACUGCUGUGCUUCAUGAGGAAGAUGGGAAAGAGAAUUUGAGUGACUUCAUGGAUCCUUCUUUGCAAGGAAAUUAUCCUGCUGAGCUCGCUAUUUUCGUAGCCAGAUUGGUUGAUAGUUGCAUAACUAAAGAUCCAUCAGGUCGCCCGAGCAUGGAUGAGAUUGUGCAGUGUCUAUCCAGAACCAUGACCACUUCAUUGAAUUGGGAGUUGUCAAAUAGUAUCUCUGGGUAUCCAAGUUUCACCCAGAGCUUUUAGUUUAGUGUUAAUACACACGCUUAUUACUUAUCGUGUUUAGCUGCGAAAGGAGGGGAGCAUUACACCAAUAUCUUGGCUUCUAUUCGUUCCCAACACUAAGCCACUUUACAAGCAGAGCAUGUUAAGAUAGAGGCAGAACGAGCUUAUCAUGCAUCCAAUGUGCAAGAGCUCAACAAGGAGAUGUCUCAGAAAUUGAUGGUAGAGAGAUCCAAUGCAGUUGAUAAGUUUAAAGCCUCACCAAUCUUCAAGAAGAUUAUGUCGAAGGCCUACUUUAAUGGUUUCGAAGAUUUUCGGAAUCGUGCUGCUUCUGAAUUUUCAGACAGAUUUUUCUGUCAUUCAACUGGAUGAAGCAAGUGACUCCGAGCAGGAUAAAUGUGUAGUUAUUCAUUUAUUUGCUCCCAUUUUUCUCUUUAUGGUUGAGACUUUUCUUUCUUUGCAAUUAGUUUCCAUUUAUAUUUGCAGGGUUGAUAAGUAGGAUGGACAGUUAUGUUUUGCCAUUGCGAUUGUUGCUUUAUGUUAUUUUACACUUGAUUUUAUUGA